Spinacia oleracea (spinach) is the source of this 1572-nucleotide messenger RNA. Its product is annotated as peroxisomal nicotinamide adenine dinucleotide carrier. The transcript is spliced from 12 exons. Gene Ontology annotation, biological process: nucleotide transport; transmembrane transport. The coding region runs from base 233 to 1333 and encodes 366 amino acids. Lineage: Eukaryota; Viridiplantae; Streptophyta; Magnoliopsida; Caryophyllales; Amaranthaceae. The record is from RefSeq and is a predicted model, not a curated record.
GGUUCAUUAUUAGUAAAGGAAAAGGAGGGUUUUUAUUUUUUUUCUCCCACGAUAUUCUUUGCCUGUGGCGGAUGUUAUCCAGUAGUAAUUUAGUGUUGACGAUAUUCUCUGGCGAAAAAUAAUAGUGACGCACGUACUGCUGCUUCCAAAACCUAUGAUUUGUAAUUCAUCCUAAUCCAGUUUUCUGGAUAAAGCGGUGCCUAUUCUGCUGAUGCACUGAUCAGGAGAAGGCAUGUCGAGCGCUGUAGCGAAUGGACUUGCAGGAGCAGGAGGUGGUUUAAUUGCUCAGAUUUUAACAUACCCUCUUCAAACGGUUAACACACGCCAGCAAACUGAGAGAAUUGUCAAGAAAGGGCUUGAUGGUGGCCAUGAAACCUCUUCCUCUGGAAAUCGGCGUCCUGGAGGCACACUUGUUCAAAUGAUCCAGGUUAUUAAAACCGAGGGUUGGGGUGGACUUUACAGUGGUCUGAAGCCUUCUCUGUUUGGAACUAUUGCUUCACAGGGUGUUUAUUAUUACUUCUACCAAGUUUUCAAGAACAAGGCUGAGUCAAUAGCCACUGCACGCAAGGUCAAAGGGCUAGGUGAUGGAAAUGUUGGAAUGAUUUCGUGGCUUGCUGUUGCAGCGAUGGCAGGAUCCUUGAAUGUUUUGCUGACAAUUCCAAUGUGGGUACUCGUCACUCGCAUGCAGACACAAACCCAAGCAGAAAGAAACAUAAUGGAGAGAAAGAGGGACGCCCUUUUGAGGGAAGCUUCUGAAAACAGUGCGGCAGCGUCUACAUUGCCCGAGAAGUUGGCUGAACUCGAAUCGUCAAAACCGAAACCAUAUGGAACAUUGCAAGCUGCAGCUGAGGUUUACAGUGAAGCAGGAAUUAGAGGAUUUUGGAAGGGCAUUAUUCCUACCCUGAUAAUGGUUUGCAACCCAUCAAUCCAGUUCAUGAUUUAUGAGACUUCACUAAGGUCUCUCAAAGAAAAGCGGGCAACUAACAAGCAUGGAGUGAAGCAAAUAACGGCUUUGGAGGUUUUCUUUCUUGGCGCUGUGGCUAAACUCGGUGCAACAGUUGCAACAUAUCCGUUGUUGGUUGUCAAGUCAAGGCUGCAGGCAAAACAAGAUAUUGGCAGUAAUGUCUCAUUGAGAUACUCAGGUACGCUGGAUGCAAUUGUAAAAAUGAUCCGAUAUGAAGGAAUAUUUGGAUUUUACAAAGGGAUGAGCACAAAGAUAGUGCAAAGUGUUUUUGCUGCGUCUGUACUUUUCAUGGUGAAGGAAGAGCUUGUCAAGUAUUUUACGAUUCUGGCAUAUAAGAGUCGCAAGAUCAGACUCAAUGCAUUAAGAUGAUGAUGAUGUCACUGGCAGUCUGGUUAAACCUUUUCUUCUGGACAUCAGAACUAUUAGAAACUUCAAAAACAGAUACCAAGUAUUCUUUUAUCCUUAUUAUAAUGUACAUAACUUGAAAUUCUUUGAUCAUUACUCUUUAGGUUUACUAGCUUUGAUAGGCGAUAGCGAGCAAAUUAAAUACUCUGUAUUACUACAGUGAUACCCAUUUUAAGACUGAGGACAUCUUUUCUGCGCCUGAA